Ascoidea rubescens DSM 1968 is the source of this 5550-nucleotide messenger RNA. RefSeq lists its product as uncharacterized. Lineage: Eukaryota; Fungi; Ascomycota; Saccharomycetes; Ascoideales; Ascoideaceae. Gene Ontology annotation, molecular function: transcription corepressor activity. The transcript has a single exon. Gene Ontology annotation, biological process: negative regulation of transcription by RNA polymerase II. Bases 345 to 5501 code for a protein of 1718 amino acids. The record is from RefSeq and is a predicted model, not a curated record. Gene Ontology annotation, cellular component: Sin3-type complex; chromatin.
CAGCGGUUAUGCACGGUGGUUACCCUACUCUGUUUUUUCAGUGAAGGGCUUUUCUUCUCACUUCUUGAGAAGCCUUUUCUUAUCAGUAUCUCAAAACACACCAAACAGCAUCUUCAACUCCUCGUCUACUCUUAUUCCACUUCUUCUUCUGUUCUUCUCCAGUUCUCCUUCAGUUUUUUUGUUGUCCACCAUAUACCAGACACUCUACUGCAUCUUCUUUAUGUGUCUGUUCCCAGAUACUCUUUACUGAAGGAUCACACCACAGAUAGCGGUUUUCUACCACUUGGAUAUAAUCCCUAUCAACCAACAACCACACACUGUUUUGCUAACCACCAAUUCAAAUUAUGAGCAAGAACAACCAGCCUCGUCAUCCCUUUUCUAUAUCUUCCAUCACAAACCAUCCCACACAACCAAAGACCUCUUCUCACUACCAUCUUUCCUCCCAACAAUUGGAUGAUCCCAACUUUCGCCAGCUCCACCCACCUCCUGACUCAUCUUCCAUAUCUCUAGAGCAGCAAAGACUGCAAUUGCUGUCUCAACAACUGCAGCAGUCAAGAAACCUUCAGCAACCACACCAGCUUGAUCUUCGUCAGCAACAACACUCAUUGCAAUCUUUGCAGUCUUUGCAAUCUUUACAGUCUUUGCAGUCUUUCCAAAAUGCUCAACAAUCCACUCAAUCCCAAUCUCAUGUAAAGCAAAUUUCUGUUCAACAUCUCUCUAAUCAGAGCUCAAACCAAAAUCAAAGCCAAAAUCAAAAUCAAAAUCAAAAUCAAAAUCAAAAUCAACUUCUUCAACGUUCCGAACAAGAAUCUGCUUUCAAAACACUUAAUUUUGAUGAUGCCAUCUUGUAUUUAGAUCAAGUAAAACAGCAAUUUCAAGAUAAACCUGAUAUAUAUAACACUUUCUUAGACAUCAUGAAGGACUUCAAAUUUCAAACAAUAGAUACUCCCGAGGUUAUUAAUAGAGUAUCUACCAUAUUUCAUGGCCAUCCAAAUCUAAUUCAAGGCUUCAACGCUUUUUUGCCUCAGGGCUAUAAAAUUGAAUGCUCCAAUGAUCCUUUAGAUCCAAACCCAAUCAUAGUCACUACUCCAAAGGGCUCCAUUUCUGUUCCUGAUAUUUCAGUUUACUCAAACAAUAGCAAGCUAAAUAGCAUUACCAACAACAAUAACAACAACAAUAACAACAAUAACAACAAUAACAGCAAUAACAACAAUAACAGCAAUAACAACAAUAACAGCAAUAACAACACUUUUAAUAAAAAAAUUAACACGAAUAAUAUGAAUAUCAAUAAUCUUACCAACAACUCUUCUCCCAGCCUCAAUAAUAUCAAUCAUCCCACAAAUUUUAAUAAUGUAAAUAAUAUUAACAAUCUCAACCAUCCCAGCAAUUUUAAUAACAUAAAUAAUCUUGCCAACAUCACAAACAUGGCCAACCUCAAUAAUUCCAACAACCUUUCCAAUUUCAAUAAUUCUAAUAAUUCUAAUAAUUCUAAUAAUCCUAAUAAUCCUAAUAAUCCUAAUAAUCCUAAUAAUCUCAAUUCUAACCUAUCCAAUAAUGGCCAGCAAUAUUCAUCUCUACUUUCAAUAAAAACUGAAAUGCCUGAAAAUAGAUACUUGAACAUCGACAAUAUAACAAACAUGCCCAUAAUUAACUACUCUCGUUCUCGUUCUCCAUCUCAACCCCAAAUGAACGACGCUAUUUCCUACGUUAAUAAAAUAAAAGUCAGAUUCUCUAAUAAGCCCCAGUACUAUAAAAGAUUCUUGGAAAUCUUACACACCUACCAAAGGGAGCAAAGACCAAUUGAAGAUAUCCAUUCUGAAGUUAUUUCCUUAUUUAAAGAUGCCCCUGAUCUAUUAGAUGAUUUCAAAAAAUUUAUUCCCUCCUCCGCCAUCACAAACUCUCUAAAUAACAGUAAUAAUAAUAAUAAUAAUAAUAAUAAUAAUAACAACAACAACAACAUUAAUAAUAGCAUCAAUACCAUUAAUAAUCUUAUAAACAACAACAUCAACCUUUCCUCUAAUCAACCACAAAAUUAUUACGAUCAGCUUCACUCUCAACAGAGUCAAUACACUUACUCUGACUCCGAUUACAACUCAUUAGUGCCUCCCUCCAUCAACGACAGUGAACUUAAUAACAAUGAUUCUAACAUCACUCGAACAACAACUCCUCCAAACAAUCUAGAAUUACCACCCGUCGGAAAUUUUCCUCCUCCUUCAGCUAAAAAAAGAGAAAAUCCCUCUGCUGCUUUUUUAAAUAAUCCAAAUGAUGAGCCUCCAAUUUCAAAUGAAAGAAAUUUAUCUGCCUCUCAAAAUUAUUACUAUAUUCAAUCCCAAUCCCAAUCUCAACCUCAAUCUCAAUUCCAAUCUCAAUCUCAAGCACAAGCACAAGCACAAGCACCAGUACAAGCACAAGCACAAAAACAACUACAAAACAAAUUUCCACAAAAUAACCAACAAUUACAAUCUUUACCUUUAUUAUAUAAAGGUUCUCUGGAUAUAGCAUAUGACUCUUAUCAAAGCUCUUAUCUGGAUUCAAACAAAUUACAACAAAAUAAAUAUUCAAUCAAUAAUCAAAACUUGUCUGACGAAAUCUUUCAUUUCAAUAAAAUCAAAAAUGCAAUCAACAAUAUAUUAUCAUAUAACAAUUUCAUGAAACUAAUAUCUUACUAUAACAGUUCCUUAAUAGAUUUUGACACCUUAAUGGAAAGAUCUCAUAACUAUAUUAGUUCACAACCUGAUUUAUUUUCUUGGUUUAAAAAUUUUAUGAGUGGCGGUGAUGAUUCAUCAUCAAAAAUCGAAAAUACUGACAAGACUAAAAAUAAACCCUUCAAAACUAAAACCCAAGAUAAAAACAAGAUAAUCAUCGAAAAUUCUCCUUUGAAUCCUGAAAAAUUUAAAUUAACCUUGUAUGAAAAAUCUACUCCAAGUUAUGUUAAACUCCCUAAAGAUAUAACCUUGAAAAAUAGAUCAAGGCUUGGUAAAAUGCGUCAAGAGGUUUUAAAUGAUGAAUACGUAUUAUUGCCUAAUUAUUAUCAUUCAAAUGACUCUAAUAAGUCUUCAACAAAAAUAAUCCCUAUAAUUAAUUCAAGAAAAACAACUUAUUCUAAUAGAUAUCAAGACCAUUUACAGGAAAUUGAAGAAGAACGUCAUUCUUAUGACUACUAUAUGGAGACAAGUCUCAAAACCUAUCAAACCCUCGAAAAUAUUGGCCAUAAAAUUGCUGCGUCAUCUCCUGACAAUAAAGCUGAGUUUAACUUGGCAGAUGAUCCAAUUUUUUCAUCCCAGAUUAAUAAAAAAAUUAUUCAAAAGAUUUAUAGAGAUAAAGAUGUUAGUGACUGGAUCAUAAAAAGAUUGUACGAAAAACCACAAGUUGUUAUUCCAAUUGUAUUAAGAAAAUUAAAACAAAAAGAAGAAGAAUGGAAGAGAUUAUAUAGAGAUUGGAACAAAGUCUGGUAUGAACAGGAAAACAUUUAUUUUAAAAAAAGUUUUGAUGUUAUAGGAGAAAAUUUUAAAGCAAAAGAUCAGAAAUUUUUCAAGACAAAAUCCUUGCUAAAAGAAUUAUCAGAUAAUAAAAUAUUAAAGAUAUCAGAAAAUGCUAUCAAUCCACUAAUUAGUUCUAUAAUUGGUUUAAAUGAUGGAAUCCGAGAUAAUAAUUAUCAUUUUAUCAGUAAUAAUAUUGAUCUUUUAAAAGAUAACAGCAAGCCUUUAUUUACAUUUUUUAAAAUCAUAAUUUGUUACUUGAAAAAAGAUUUGCUAUUGUUGAAUGAAGAAGAUUUUCAUAGUAGAAAUAAUAGAACAAUCCGCACUCAAACUCUAAUUAAUAUCAAAAAAAACAACAGAUACUCAUUAGAUGAUCAUGAAAACUUUAAAGUUUUUUUUGUGGAGCUUUUAAAAUUGAUAUUUCAUAUACCAAAUGAUUUAUAUAAUAAAUUGUAUGAAAUGAUUGAAGUGAGUAAUGAACAACGGUAUGGAACAAAAAUUGAUAGCAGUGAUUUUCGUGCAGCUGAAAGUCUUGUAAAUUCAAAUAUGGGAAAGAUUUCAAACUCCAAAAAACGUUUGUUUAAGGAUAUUGAUAAAGAUAAUUUUUUGGAAUCAAUAUUAUCAAAUCAUAGUGGUGCCAAACGUACAAGUAAACAAGGUGAAUUCAAAACAAUUUCAAAAAUAUCCAAUAAUUCUGAUGUAUCCAACAAUAGUGUCAAAGUCUCUGAUGAAUUAGAAGAAAUUUGGAUAAAACUAGUUGAAAGAGCUAAAGUUGCUUCAGAGGAACCAACUGAAUUACAAUUAAUUGAUAGUAUCAAAAAUAAAAUGUUUUGUAAUCAAGAUAUCUAUAUUUUAUUGAGAAUCUUUUUAAUCAUUUUUGAAAGAUUUCAAACUUUAGCUGAAAAUUUUUCGGAAAGUGACCAAAUUGAAAUUGUUGAAUUAAUUGAAAAUUUAAUCAAUGAAAGAAUCAAUAAGUUUGAAUUUGAAGAGACUUUAAUGGAAAAAUAUAAGGGAAAAGAAUUUUUUAAAUUUUAUACAAUUGAUGUGCUAUUGGAGAAAUUUUUUGGUUACAUGUUUAAAAUAAUAAUAAAUCAAAAGUCAUCAGAUAUUUUAUUAGCGUAUAGAGAGAUUUCAAAAACUGAUGAUAAAGAUAUUAAUUUGGAAAAAUUUACAAAUUAUGAAAAAGAUAUCAGAGCUAUUAUUGGAAAUGAAGAGGAUUUAUUUAAGAUUCAUUAUGGUUCAAAUGAGUUUAAAGUUGAAUAUAUUUCUUCCGAUGAUAUACUAUUAGAAUUUAUUAAAGAAGGGGAUAAAACGAAAUUUGAAGAGUAUAUAAAAUCAUAUGUGAAAUUAGUUCCCACGGAAGGUAUUUCCACGAUUAAGAUUAAGUUGCCAUUUUUUUCUAAAAGUUUGAUCAGUGGUGAAAAUUCCGAUAAUGAGAAGAAUGAAGAAAAUUUUGCAGAUUUCCAAUUGAAAAUUAGAGUGUCACCAAUAACAUAUACAUUAUUUUUUGAAGAAGGAUCAUGGGACGAAUACACUAAUGGGAAAGUGUACAAAAAUUUGAAGAAAAAUAACAAUCAGAUUAAAAAAAGUGUACAAAAGUUGGAAAGUAUAAUUAAUGGUAAAUAUGGGUGGAAAAGAAAUGUUAAAAACCCUGAUUUUUUUGAAGAACGAUUUCGAUUUUUAGAAAAAGAAGGAUUGAACGAUUAUGAUAAAUUUAAUAUCAAAGGAAAUGGAAACAAGAUGCGAGAUAUUUCGAAUCCUGUUUUAUUGCAUCUACGAAACAUUUCAAAUGGAAAUAUCAAUAGCAAUAGCAAUGGGAAUGUGAAUGUGAAUGGGAAUUCUAGCUUGGUAAUAGGAGAUCAAGAUCAAACACUUGAUGGUGAUUCUACCAUUGACAGUACAAUUAAUGAUAGUAAAACAGAAAAUAUCGUUAAUGAUAUAAGUAUGAUAACGGAUGUGAAUAGCAAUGUUAUGAGUAAUUUGAAAAUAAUGAAUGAAGAUGAAGUUAAACAAAAGAGUUAAGUUUUUAGUUAUAAUUUAUUUUUUAGUUCAGUUCAAAAUUGAUAAUGGA